This is a messenger RNA of Apodemus sylvaticus (European woodmouse), 1395 nucleotides long. RefSeq names its product zinc finger protein 431-like. The record is from RefSeq and is a predicted model, not a curated record. Gene Ontology annotation, molecular function: RNA polymerase II cis-regulatory region sequence-specific DNA binding; DNA-binding transcription factor activity. Gene Ontology annotation, biological process: regulation of transcription by RNA polymerase II. Lineage: Eukaryota; Metazoa; Chordata; Mammalia; Rodentia; Muridae. The transcript has 7 exons. The coding region runs from base 46 to 1395 and encodes 449 amino acids.
GCUGUGUGCUGUGAGGGGAGUUCAGGGGCGCUCUGAACCCGCGAUAUGGAUGCAUUGACCUAUGAUGAUGUGCAUAUAUACUUCACUCGGGAGGAGUGGUCCUUGCUGAAUCCAUCUCAGAGGAAUCUUUACAAAGAUGUGAUGCUGGACACAUACAGGAACCUCAUGGUUAUAGGCUACUAUUGGGAAGGCCAUCAUAUUGAAGAACAUUGUCAAAGUAAUAGAAGAUACAGAAGACAUGAAAGAAGUACUGCUGGAGAGAAACCUUUUGAAUAUACACAAUGUGAUAAAGCCUUUUCACAUUGUGGUCAUCUUCAAAAGCAUGAAAGAAUUCAAACUCGAGAGAAACCCUCUGAAGGCUUUCAACAUAGUAAAGCCCUUGCAUGUCAUAGUAGUCUCCAAAUACAUAAAAGAACAGAUACUGGAGAGAAACCCUACAAAUGUAAUCAAUGUGAUAAAGCCUUUUUAAAACCCAAGUAUCUUCAACUACAUGAGAGAACGCAUACUGGAGAGAAACCCUAUAAAUGUGAUCAAUGUGAUAAAGCCUUUGCACAACACUCUACUUUGCGUUUGCAUAAAAGAAAACAUACUGGAGAGAAACCUUAUGAAUGUAAUCAAUGUGGUAAAGCCUUUACACAACGCAGAUAUCUUCAAAUACAUACAGUGACACAUACUGGAGAGAAACCCUACAAAUGUAAUCAGUGUGAUAAAGCCUAUUCACAACUAUGUCAUCUCCGAAUACAUAAAAGAACACAUAGUGGAGAGAAACCUUAUAAAUGUAGUCAUCAGUGUGGUAAAGCCUUUGCACAACCCUCUACUUUGCGUUUGCAUAAAAGAACACAUACCGGAGAGAAACCCUAUGAAUGUAAGCAGUGUGGUAAAGCCUUUGCACAAAGCAGUCACCUUCAAAUACAUAAAGUAAUACAUACUGGAGAGAAACUCUACAAAUGUAAUCAGUGUGAUAAAGCUUUUUCACAACAGAGUCAUCUCCAAGUACAUAAAAGAACACAUACUGGAGAAAAACCUUACAAAUGUAAUCAAUGUGAUAAAGCCUAUUCACAACGCAAUGUAUUUUCCAAUACCAUAGAAAGAAUCAUCACAAAGAAACCCUAUGAAUGUAAUCACUGUGGUGAAGCCUUUGAAAAUCACAUAGCCUUCAGAAACAUAGAAGGAAUGAUCUGUGAGAGGAACUCUAUGAAGGUCUUUCACAUUGUAAGAAAAGAAUGCAUACUAGACAGAAACCCUAUGAAUAAUCAAUGUGGUAAAGACAUGAAACCAUUCAUACUGGAGAUAAACACUGUGAAGGUAUUCCAUAUACUGAAGUCUUUGCCUGUCACAGUAGUCUCCAAAUACACAAAAAAUAAUGCUGGAGAGAAACCCUACAAAUAUAAUUGA